Molecule: messenger RNA, 1421 nt
Organism: Camelina sativa (false flax)
Lineage: Eukaryota; Viridiplantae; Streptophyta; Magnoliopsida; Brassicales; Brassicaceae
Product: trihelix transcription factor ENAP1
Cellular component (GO): nucleus
Molecular function (GO): transcription cis-regulatory region binding
Source: RefSeq, a predicted model, not a curated record
UAAACCAUCAUUGUCAAUCAGUUUAACUAUGUAAUCUAUAUCAUCGUUACCCUUAUUAAACGAAGCUUGACAUUGACCAUACUCUUAGUACAUAUGACUCAAUUUAUGACUAAACCGGUUCUCGAUAACCGGUUAUAAGGGGUGAGUAGUUGGAUCCGGUUAGCAGAGGUAGGAGAGAAAGAAGAUAAUCGCCGUUGAUGACGUCACCGCCGGUAAUCAAAAUCGUCUUUUAACCGUAAUUUUCUCUUUUACUCUCUCUCUUUCUCUCUCUCUUCUCUACCCAAAAACAAUCCGAUCCAACACAAAUCACACAAAAAGAUCCUAAGCCUCAAUCCUCCACCGCGCACCUUAGCCUCCCCUCUCCGAGAUGGAGACGACGCCGGAGACUCACCCGAAGCCUCACAACCAGAGCAGAUCUAACCGUUUACCGGCGGGGAGAGAGGAUUGGUGGAGCGAGGACGCUACAGCGACGUUGAUCGAAGCUUGGGGAGAUCGUUACGUCAAUCUCAACCGUGGCAAUCUCAGACAAAACGAUUGGAAAGAAGUCGCCGACGCCGUUAACGCUAGCCACGGUAACGGCCGGCCUAAGACCGACGUGCAGUGCAAAAACCGGAUCGAUACGUUGAAGAAGAAGUACAAGACUGAGAAGGCGAAGCCUUCGUCGGCUUGGUGUUUCUUCGAUAGGCUCGAUUUCUUGAUCGGUCCGGUUGUUAAGAAACCUUCCGGCGGCGUUGUUAAGUCGGCGUUGAUGAACCCUAAUUUGAAUCCUGCUGGAUCUAAAUCGACGGGAAGCUCUCUUGAUGAUGACGACGACGAUGAUGAUGAUGAUGACGAUGAAGAUGAUGAUGAUGCGGGUGAUUGGGGUUUUGUGGUGAGGAAGCAUCGUAGAGUUGAAGAUGUAGAUCCGAGUGAAGGAUCGGCCUUUAGGGAGCUGGCGAGAUCGAUUCUUAAAUUAGGAGAAGCUUUUGAAAGAAUCGAAGGUAAGAAGCAGAGGAUGAUGAUUGAAUUGGAGAAGCAGAGAAUGGAAGUUGCAAAGGACCUUGAGUUACAACGAAUGAACAUGUUGAUAGAGAUGCAAUUGGAGCUUGAGAAGUCAAAACUUGGGAAACGAAGAGCUUGUUCAGGUAAGAAGUUGUAGGAUUAUAGAUUGUGGAGGAGUUACUUACUGUGGUGAGGCAAGGGAGCAAUGUUUGGAUCUAAAGCGCAUACGAAUUGGAGAAGAUGUUAUUAUUAUUGAUCUUUAGGUUUUCUUAAGUUAGAGUGAUGCUUUUUUUUUUGCUUUUUUCUCCCAUUUUCUUCUUUAGCAUUGUAGAGUACAUUGGUUGGUAGUAGCAAUGUGGAUUACCAAAAGAACUCUCGUAGUAUCUGACAUAUCAAGAUGUACUUUUGUGAAGUAUCAAUGUAUGAUGGUUUGUGUAUCA